AUCAACAACAAAAGCUUGAGCAAGAGAGAGCGAGAGAGACAUAGAGAGAGAGCGAGCAGCUAAAAACAUAUGAUUUUUGUUUGUGUUGUUGUUUUUGCGCGCGCUCUGCGGAACGUGUGAGAAAAGUGGAACGAGCGAAUGUGUUUCAGCUGCUGCUGAUUCAGAUUCAACCAACGAACAGCAACAACAACGCAAGUGUUGACAACAAGAGAGAGCCAACGAGAGACAGAGAGCGAGAGAGUGAGCGGGAGCGAAAGAGCAGGGGAAAGCAAGAACCGAUCAGACGCAGUGUCUCCAGUAGCAUAUACCCACUGCCCACUGCCAGCCCCACCCCGCCCCUCUGUCCACUGACCAGUCCAGUGUGGAGGCACUGCAUCAUUGGCAGCAGCUGUGGUAGCAGCUAGAAGAGGAGGAGCGAUUCCAGGAGCGGCCAUCUCCCCCCCUCCCGCAGCCGUCGUCGUCGCAUCAUGUCCGCGGAUUCGCCACGCCGCCAUCCCUCAGGCGUGGUCGGUUCCGGUUUGGGCUCCACAUCCGGAUCCAUUUCCGGUUCCGGCUCCGCUGGAGGCAGCAGCAAAUCCGGCACCGCCGUACCCGCCAUUGUGCCACCGCAAACAGUCUCGGAUCGCUCGAUUCUCGACUCGGCCAUUGGCUUCAUCAACGAUGUGACUUUGGCCAACCAGCCGGUGCAGGAUCCCAAGGACACCAUCACCUGGGCCCGCUUCGAAACGUGUGCGGAUGUCAGCGAUCCGCGUUUCGGUGACGACUGGGAACUGGAGGGCAAUGCGGCGCCGCCACUGCUCCUCAUCCUCGGCUACGGCCUGGGCGUCCAGGUGUGGGCCAUCCCAGCGAAUGGCGAAGCGGUUGAGGUGCUAUCCUGGCGUCACGGCGUCGUCACUGCCCUCCGGGUGCUGCCCACGCCGGCCACGGCCGCCGCUCUGGACGAGAAUGGCCGGGCGGACGAGCCGGUGGAUGCCUUUGCCGAGAAGCGUCCCCUGGUGGCGUUCGUCGAUGGAGGCAGUGCAGCGGCGAGUGGUUUACUUUCCGGCAAUCCAGGAUUGGGUUUGGGCGGAGGCGGCGGUGGCGGUGGAAUCCCCACAGUUGGCGGAUCCGUUGGAGGAGCUGGCGUUUCGGCUGCCGCCCAAUUCAGUGCCGUGAACUUCAUGUCCCUCAAAACGGGCGUCCAGGUGAAGACGAUCAAGUUCAAGAACGCCGUGCUGGACAUUCAGGCCAAUCGAUCGGCGGUGGUCAUCACGUUCCACGAACGGAUCGCCGUCUUCGAUGCGCGAACGCUGGAGGACCGCCUCACCAUCACCACCUGCUAUCCCAGUCCGGGGAUCAAUCCCAAUCCCAUUGCUUUGGGACCGCGCUGGCUGGCCUAUGCGGAGCACAAGUUGCUGCACUCCAAGCGCAGCGGCGGCGGCUGCGAUGGCGAGGGCGUUCCCAGCUACACGGCCACCGUGCUCAAUGCGGCCAAAUCUUUGGGCAAGGGUCUGCGGGAGCUGGGCGAGCAGGUGGCCGCCGGACUGACGGGCACCACCGCCGGCAGCGCCGGCAGCUCCAAGAGCAGCAGCUUCGACUCGGCCAGCGGCGGUCCGGAUGCCAAGCAAUCGGGUGUGGUCACCAUUAUCGAUGUGAAGCAUCCUGUUAAGGACUACAGUCCCACGUCGGGCACUCCGCUGAGCUCCACGGGCGGCUCGCAGGGCGGCGGCGAUCCCAUCGUUGCCCACUUUGUGGCCCACAGCGAGGCUCUGGUGGCCCUGGAGUUUGACAGCUCCGGCAUGCUGCUCCUGACCGCCGAUCGGCGGGGCCACGACUUCCAUGUGUUCCGCAUUCAGCCGCAUCCCGUUGGCCCCAGCCUGGCCGCCGUCCACCAUCUGUACGUGCUGCAUCGCGGCGAUACGAGCGCCAAGGUGCAGCACAUCGCCUUCUCGCUGGACUCGCGCUGGGCUGCCGUGUCCACGCUGCGCGGCACCACCCACGUCUUCCCCAUCACGCCCUACGGCGGCGCCAUGGGCGUUCGCACGCACACCUCGCUGCAUGUGGUCAACAAGCUGUCGCGCUUCCAUCGCAGUGCCGGUUUGGGCGCCGACGGGCGCUCCAGUUCGCCCAUUUCGCACUCGGAGAGCACGACGUUUGUGCAGUCGCUGCAGCCGUAUCACAAUCCCACCCUGCCGCCGUAUCCGCGGCCGUCGGUGGUGCAGCCACUGGCCCAGCUGCGUCAGCCCUUCACGCUCGGCUCGCCGCCAGGAUCGGCGGGCCUGGGCGGUGGUGGUGGCGUGGGCGGCGGCGGUGGCAUGAGCAGCGGAGUGAGUUCCGUUGGCCACGGAGGCGUUGGCGUGGGCAGCAGCAGCCAAAGGCAGCGACAGCGGCUCUCCUCGCUGUCCGAUGACAGCGGGAAACCACUGAGCGUCUGCUCCAUUUUCGCCAAAUCGCGCUCCUGGCUGCUGGAGCCACCGAUGGCGACACGAGAGCAGCCGCAUCGCGUCCAGCGCAAGGCGGUGGACUCGCUCUUCGUGAUGGCCGGACACGGGGCGCUCAUCCAGUACGAUCUGGACACAAAGCUAGCCUCACAUGUUGCCAAAGAGAAGAUUUGUGAUGACACGCCCAUCGAGCUGGAGGUGGAGGCCCGCGCCCAGUGGAAUCUGGGGCGGCGCAAGGAUGGAUCUCAAGAAAUCGCACCACCGCUGACGCUGGACAACUGGCUGAUCAAGGAUCGCCAUGGCAGCCUGCUGCAGGACAGCACCCAUCAUUUCGACGAGCCGGACGAGCGGGCCGAGAGCUGGCUGGCGCAGGUGGAGAUCAUCACGCACGCGGGUCCGCACCGCCGGCUGUGGAUGGGUCCGCAGUUUGUCUUCAAGAACUACAAUACGCCCAGCGGUUCAAAUCUGAACCAUGUCGAUGCAGAGGCGGUGGAGAUUGGCGUCACCAAGACGACGACCACCACGCUGCCCUCGACGGCAGCCGCUUCGUCGGUUUUGGGAGGCGGCAAGGAUCGCUCCAGUCCGCUGAACAUGCCGCUGAAUGCAGCCACUUCGGUGGGAGGAUCGGGCAUCGGCAGCUCAGCGGUGACGGGACGCAGCGGUGCCGGAGUACCGGUUCUAAUCGAAUCCGGAUCAUACAGCAGCAUUGAGCAGAGUCCCAAGUUAAUGGAUCGCUUCCGGCAUGGUCACCUGGAUUCGGACUACGGCCAUGGCGACACUCGUCUUAAGGAGGAUCUGGCGGAUGCCAUGCGAGAGUCCCCAUCCACGGCGGCGGCGCGACGUGAGACUUCGGCUGCCUCCGCAGAUCCCGCAGCUCCGCCUCCGUGUGGCGAUCAGCACCACCUGGCCACCGGUUCCUCGCCAUCGCCAGCGGAUCUCCUGGCCGCCGGCGGCGGCGGAAGUUCGUCCUCGAAUUGUGAUAAUGCCUGCUAUUACGAUGCCCUCGCCGAGCACGAGAGUCUCAACGAUCUGGACGAGGUGGCCGAGGAUCAUCAUCCGGAUACGGAUACGCAUUUGCACUCGAUGGAUUCCAUCAACGCCCUGGCCUCCGUUCUGCCCAACAUCUGCAGCUAUUCGCGCGUGGAGAAGAUGGUCAAUCCGCUGGGCACCGUAACGGAUCUAAAUGCGGGAAUCUCCGGUGAACUACAGACGGAUAUGCUGGACGAGGUGGUGGGCCAACUGGCGGCCGAGGAGACGGUGAUCCAUGAGAAUUGCGACGAGGCUCUCUUCCGGCCGGUGGUGGCCAUCUUUUGCAGUGAUCCCGUCGAGCGGCAGAAGCUCCUGCAGAAAAAGGAUCCCCAGACGGACGAGGCUAUGGCUGCGGAAUUGGAACUGCAGCAGGCCAGUUGCCAACCGCCUGUGGUGCUGGUUAACAAGCUGAUUGUACCGGUGAUUGCCAAGGAGGUGGACGAGGUGCUCGUCCAGAAGGAGAAGCAAAAGUCGCAGAAGUCGCAAAAGGCGCAACAGCAGCAGCAACAGAAGAACCUACGAUCCUUGGCAGCUGCCGAGGAUGCGGCGCAGGCGCAGAGAUUCGCGGAGCUUUCGCAUCUCAACAAGCCGAAAAGUAACACCAAUAACAACAAUAAAACUGCCAGCCAGAAGAGUGGUAGUGGCACCUCCGAGGAUGAGGCCACCAAUGCCACGAUCGCAAAAUCAGCGAAGAAGGCCAAGAGUAACAAGCAAAAGACCAGAAAGCCAGAGCAGGAGAAGAUCGUAAAGGAGAAGGAGGAGGUUAUGAAGGAGGUGGAAAUCCAAGAGGAGGAGCAGCUCUCCGAAGCGGAAUCCGAUCAUGCAGACAGUCUGUUGGCCAACAAGAGCAGCAUUGCGGCCGUUAUGGUGAGCAGUGCCAGUGCCCAGGGAUUGAGUCUGCAUGUGGAGAUGAGUGCGCCGGAUGCCCAGGAUGAGGAUGAGGAGGAAGAGGAAGAGAAAGAGGAGCGGGAUACCGAGGAGGAGCCUCCAAAGGCGGCCAAAAAGAAGCAACAGCCAGGAGGAGCAGUAGCCACCAUGACAAUCGACAAGGAAAAGGAGAAGACCAAGGAAAAGGAGCUAAAGCUAAAGGAGAAAGAGAAGGAGAAGGAGAAAGAGAAAGAAAGGGAAGCAAAGCUCAAGGAGAAAGAAAAAGAAGAAAGGCUGAAGCUCAAGGAAAGAGAAGAAAGAGAAAAGAAAGAAAGAGAACGGGAAGAAAAUCUAAAGGAGGAAAAGAUCAAGGAGAAACAAAGGGAAGAAAAGCUGAAGGAGGAGAAGGAAAGGGAAGAAAGGAUCAAAGAAAAGGAAAGGCAAGAAAAAAUCAAGGAAAAGGAAAGAGAAGAAAGAAUCAAGGAAAAAGAGCGCGAAGAGAAGCUUAAGGAGAAGCAGCGUGAAGAAAAGCUCAAGGAAGAAAAGAUCAAGGAGAAGGAACGGGAAGAAAAAUUAAAGGAAAAGGAAAGAGCUGAAAAGAUCAAGGAGAAGGAACGGGAAGAGAAACUCAAGGAGAAGGAAAGGGAAGAAAAGAUCAAGAAAGAAAGGGAAGAGAGACAGAAGGAAAAGGAGAGAGAAGAGAAGCUCAAGGAGAAAGAAAGGCAAGAGAAGCUCAGAGAGAAAGAGCGUGAAGAGAAGCUCAAGAAGGAAAUGGAAGAGAAGCAAAAGGAAAGGGAAAGAGAGGAGAAGCUCAAGGAGAAAGAGAAAGCCGAGAAGCUCAAGGAGCUUGAAAGAGAGGCCAAGCUUAAGGAGAAGGAAAGAGAGGCCAAGCUCAAGGAGAAGGCGGAGAAAGAGAAAGUGAAGGAGAAGGAAAAGACCCUCGAAUCCCCCCUCCCGGCAGCGGUGACCAGUCCCUGGAGAAGAGUAGCCGACGAAACUCCAACCAAGCUGCCCGCCGUUCAGGAUUACCCCAGCCUGGGCAAGAAGCCCGCCAAGGCGAGUCCCGAAAAGAAGCGGGAUGAGAAGCUGCUGCCGGGUCUCACCACUCCCCCGAAGGAGGAGGUCAAGGACACCUUCGAGGACUUCCUGAGCGGCCUGAAGCCACUGGAGGCCCUGCCACCGCUUCCAGCUCUCGAACCCCUCGAGGUCAAGGACGAUUCGAAGAAGGAAACCUUGAGCCUGAUCAAUUUCGAGAGUCCGCUGCAGGAGAAGUCGGCGAUCCCGCGAAAUAUAUCCCCACCACCGCGCGGCUUCACCGAACAAAAUCUGAUCCUGGCCCUCUGCGGUUCCCUGCACUACGAAAACGAACAGGAGCGCGUAAGGGAAGCAGAUCUGGAGGUGGUAGCCACACCAGAACCGGCGUACAUUACCCUGGAUACGCUGUCCCUGCAGAAGUCCACCUCCACAUCGAAUAACUCCUCGGGUUCCGAGGAGAUUGUCAUCAUGGAGGAGCCCGUCAAGAAGCUGAGCAAGAAGCACAAGCGACUGAAGCAACUCCAGUUGCAGCAGCAGCAAAGGGAGCGGGAAAGGGAGCCCGACGACGAGGAGCUGCGUCCUCUGAUCAGCAUCAGCAUGUGCGAUUCGCAGCUGGAACAGCCUGCCAGGUCAGCUGCCGACGAGGAUGAGGCAGGCGAUGUUGAGGAGACGGAGCCCGAACCCGAACCCCAACCUGAAUCACUGCCCGAGGAUCUGCUGCACUUUGGCAGCAGUGGCGUGGCCACCAAUGCCACCAGCGAGGACAGCGAAGGACCCGUGCCCGCCACCACAUCCGAUGACAACGUGGUCUACGGCAAUGCCGCCGCCGCACCGCCGCACAAGCUCAAGACCAAGAAGCUGGAGCACAAGAUCAAUCUGAUAGCGGCCAUCGAGGCGGCCACCUCCUCGUCCACGUCCUCGGCGGAGGAGAGCAGUGUGGAGACGACGGUUCAUCCGGCGGAUUCGACGGGUCUGGGUUUGGGUUUGCAAUCCCAUUCGCCCGGCGGAGGAACUAGUUCUGGUAACCUGACCACGGGUGCUGCUGCUGCCACGACUGCUGCUCUAAAUGCUGCCGGCGGCGGCGGAGGAGGCGUUACCUCCGUGGGCGUGGCCAGCCCGCCGAGUGCCACAAAGAAGAAGACGAAGCGACGCAAGAGAUAAGAAUUAGCGAUUUGUUUGCUGUGUGUCUUUAGCCUGGUGGUGCUGUGGCAUCUGUACGCCAAUCGGCAGGACGGAGCACCCACUGCCCAUGCGCUCCAGCAGCAGCAGCAG
Messenger RNA from Drosophila takahashii, 6623 nucleotides. RefSeq names its product rudhira (gene rudhira). Gene Ontology annotation, cellular component: cytoplasm. The record is from RefSeq and is a predicted model, not a curated record. NCBI's taxonomy places the organism in Eukaryota, Metazoa, Arthropoda, Insecta, Diptera, Drosophilidae. Gene Ontology annotation, biological process: response to starvation; autophagy.